GCCAAAGAAACAAUCAGAGAAAAAACUGUCAAUAACUGACCGGAAAAAAAUGUGCUUUCACACCCCCACUAACCUGCGAAAGCGCCGCACGAAUGAAUGAACUCCUUUUAUUCUCUGUUUUAGGGAGAAGAAAAGAAGCAGAGUAGUGGAGCUGACUGAAAAGUUAGUGACGAAACGGUAGACGCUUUCCAGGUGGAGGCUUGAGGUUGACAGUACCGGAGUAUGAUGGUUGAUGGAGGAAAUGGCCCCGUCUGUGAAUGGAGUGGUCGAUGGAAUCAUAUCAAGAAGUUUCUAGAGCGAUCUGGGCCUUUCACACAUCCAGACUUUGAACCAAGCAAAGAGUCGCUGCAGUUUAUGUUGGAAACCUGCAGAAUCCUGCUUAUCGGGGCUGGUGGUCUGGGAUGUGAGCUGCUUAAAGACCUGGCUUUGUCCGGCUUUCACAACAUCCACGUUGUUGACAUGGACACGAUUGAUGUUUCUAACCUGAAUCGACAAUUCCUCUUCAGGCCAAACGAUGUGGGUCGGCCUAAGGCAGAUGUCGCAGCAGAUUUCAUCAACAGCCGAGUACCUGGAUGCCGCGUCGUUCCACAUUUUAAGAAAAUCCAAGACUUGGAUGAAACAUUUUACAGACAAUUCCACAUAAUCGUCUGUGGCCUGGACUCUGUAGUUGCCAGGAGGUGGCUGAACGGUAUGCUGCUGUCGUUGCUGGUGUAUGAGGACGGUGUCUUGGAUCAGGGCUCCGUCAUUCCUUUAAUUGAUGGUGGGACUGAGGGAUUUAAAGGCAACGCCAGAGUCAUUUUACCCGGCAUGACAGCGUGCAUCGACUGCACACUUGAGCUUUAUCCUCCUCAGGUCAACUUCCCCAUGUGUACAAUCGCCUCCAUGCCUCGGUUGCCAGAACACUGCAUUGAGUAUGUGCGGAUACUGCUGUGGCCUAACGAGACUCCCUUUGGAGACGGCGUGGCUCUGGAUGGAGACGACCCCAAUCAUAUCCAGUGGGUGUACCAGCGAUCUCUGGAGAGGGCAGCGGAGUUUAACAUAACAGGAGUCACGUAUAGACUCACCCAGGGUGUUGUUAAGAGGAUAAUCCCCGCUGUAGCGUCUACAAAUGCUGUCAUUGCUGCUGCUUGCGCGACCGAGGUUUUCAAGUUAGCGUCAAGUGCCUACAUACCUCUCAAUAACUACAUGGUGUUCAACGACGUCGACGGCUUGUACACGUACACUUUUGAGGCAGAGCGAAAGGAAAACUGCUCGGCCUGCAGCCAAAUACCUCUGGACUUGCACUUUGCUCCGUCCUCUAAACUCCAGGAGGUUCUUCACUUCCUCACUGAGAGUUCUUCUCUACAAAUGAAAUCACCUGCAUUAACAGCAACAGUGGAAGGAAAGAACAAGACGUUAUAUUUACAGUCUGUUGCUUCAAUUGAACAGAGGACACGACCAAAUCUCUCCAAGACUCUGAAGGAGCUGGGGCUGAGUGACGGGCAGGAGCUGGCUGUAGCCGACGUCACCACACCCCAGACCAUGCUGUUCAGACUCUGCUUUACCUCGUAGGACAAAUUGAAGCACUACCACGACCAGUUGAUGUCAUUUUUUGUUUUUCGCCUCUUGGGCCGACGAUGACUGGAUACCGAAAUAUUUACAAUCGUCUGGAGCCAUUUACAAAAUGUUUUAUUCAUCGAAAACAAAUUAUAUUUUUUAUCGUUUUAAUGUACAUAAGAACUAAAGUUGCACUGAAAAGCCAAAUUAUACGUAACAAUGUUGACCUGUUCUCAUCUGCAGUUGUUCGAGAUAAUCUGCUUCAAUGUGUUAUUUGCACUACAGCUCUUCAGUGUUCUCUGUGCAAACGAACAAAAACAAAAAACACAACACAUUUCUGUACUUGUCUGUGUUUUUGUUGAAUAUUUUUUUAUAUUUAUUUAUUUCAACACACUUAGUUGCAGUAAAGACUCAACUAGCAAUUAACUGAUAUACGACAUUAAAUGUUUGGGUUUUUCUAAAAAAAUAA
Messenger RNA from Solea senegalensis (Senegalese sole), 2005 nucleotides. RefSeq names its product NEDD8-activating enzyme E1 catalytic subunit. Gene Ontology annotation, molecular function: NEDD8 activating enzyme activity. The transcript has 17 exons. The coding region runs from base 223 to 1551 and encodes 442 amino acids. Gene Ontology annotation, biological process: protein neddylation. The record is from RefSeq and is a predicted model, not a curated record. Gene Ontology annotation, cellular component: cytoplasm; nucleus. Lineage: Eukaryota; Metazoa; Chordata; Actinopteri; Pleuronectiformes; Soleidae.